GGGCGCGCGCGGGGCCCGGGACUCGCGCGGUCCAACUUUGCAGCCGAGUCGCGGCGGCCGCAGCGCGGAGCGGGGACCCGCAGCCAUGGUGGCCGCGGCGCCCGGCGCCUCCCUGACCCUCUGCCUCUGGCUGGCGGCCUGCGGGGGCGGCCUGGCCGCGGGCCCCGGCGCGGUGCGGCGGCCGGACGAGUCGCUGGGGGCCGGGGGCGUGCAGCGCGCGCGCUGCGCCUCCAGGUGCCUGAGCCUGCACCUCACGCGCAUCCCCGCCCAGAACAACAGCUCCCUGGUGUGGUGCCAGAAUCACAAGCAGUGUUCUAAGUGCCUGGAGCCAUGCAGGGAUUCAUGGGAUCUGACCAAGCAGCAGUGCCAGAGCUUCUGCGAGUCUCUGUUCCCCAAGAAGAAUUACGAGUGCCUGAUCAGCUGUGCAUUCCUGCAGUCCAUCCUGACGGUGAAGCAGGGUGGCUGUCCGGCUCCUGAGAAGGCCAGUGGCUUCGCGGCUGCCUGCGUGGAGAGCUGUGAGGUAGAUGGCGAGUGCUCAGGCGUGAAGAAAUGUUGCUUCAACGGUUGUGGCCAUACCUGCCAGGUGCCCAAGACUCUCUACAAAGGCGUACCCUUGAAACCACGGAAGGAGCUGCGCUUCACGGAGCUGCCGUCAGGUCAGCUGGAGGUCAGGUGGUCCUCCAAAUUCAACGUGUCCAUCGAACCGGUCAUCUACGUGGUUCAGAGGAGGUGGAACCUGGGGAUCCACCCGAGCGAGGAUGAUGCCACACACUGGCAGCUGGUGACCCAGACCACAGAUGAGCGGCUGCUGCUGACGGACCUGCGGCCCAGCCGAUGGUACCAGUUUCGUGUGGCUGCCGUCAACGUGCAUGGCACACGUGGCUUCACAGCACCCAGCAAGCACUUCCGCUCCUCCAGGGAUCCGGGUGCACCCCCUGCCCCCGCCAACCUGCGGCUGGUCAACUCCACGGGCCACAAUGACGGCACUGUGAGCGUGACCAUUGCCUGGGACGUCCCCGAGGAGCCGGACACACCUGUCCACCACUAUAAAGUGUUCUGGAGCUGGGCCACGAGCAGUAGCAAGUCUGCCGUGCCCACCAGGAAGAAGCGGAGGAAGACUGCAGGCGGGUCGCAGCACGCCGUGAGCCUUGAGCACCUGCAGCCCGACUGUGAGUAUAGCGUGGAGCUGCAGGCCGUGGCCUACUGGGGACAGAAGCGCCUCAAGAGCCCCAAGGUGGGCCUGCACUUCACAGCCGCCGCCAGCCCCCAUGAGACUCCAGGGAAGGGCCGUAAAGGCGCGGCCGUGAAGCAGCUGCCCUUCCACGCCCGGCGCCCCUCGCGGCCGCUGGAGAUCGGGGCCCCCUUCUACCAGGACCACCAGCUGCAAGUGAAGAUCUACUGGAAAAAGGCUGAAGAGCCUGGUGUCACCCGCUACCAUGUGCAGUGGCAGCCAGAGGUCUGCACCCACAAUGAGACCACGGGGCCCGAGAUGUCAUCCGGGACCACCCAGGAAAACUACCUCAUCCUUCCAGACCUGGCGUUUUCCUGCAAGUACAAGGUGACGGUGCAGCCCGUGCGGGCCUGGGGCCGCCUGAAGCCGGAGACCGUGUUCUUCAGCACCCCACCCUGCUCUGCACUCAGGGGCAAGAGCCACAAACUUGUUCGCUGCCCCGGGGAGUCAGGUCCAGCACUCGCCAAGGUGCUCGCCAAGCCUGAGAACCUCUCUGCGUCCUUCCUGCUCCAGGACGCCAACGUCACAGGCCACUUCUCCUGGCAGGUGGCCAAAGCCAACCUCUACCCGCCCCUCAGUGGCUUCCAGGUGACGUGGGCUGAGGCAGCCCCAGAGAGCCGGCACAACAGCCUACCCAACAGCCUCAUCUCACAGUCACAGAUCCUGCCUUCGGACCACUCCAUGCUGACCGUGCCCAAUCUAAGGCCAGCCACCCUCUACCGCCUGGAGGUACAGGCACUGACGACAGGGGCCGAAGGCCCAGCCACCGUGCGCACCUUCCGGACGCCUGACCCACUGCCGCCAUCAGCACACAGGCACCAUGUCAAGCACCGCCCGCCACACCCCUACAAGCCUCCUCCCGAGAGGUACUAGCGCAUCCGCAGCAGCGACGUGACUUCGUGGGAAGACCGAGGGCAGGAGACG
Messenger RNA from Sorex fumeus (smoky shrew), 2155 nucleotides. It is a transcript of the gene ANOS1, whose product is annotated as anosmin 1. Gene Ontology annotation, biological process: neuron differentiation. The record is from RefSeq and is a predicted model, not a curated record. Gene Ontology annotation, molecular function: peptidase inhibitor activity; protein binding. The transcript is spliced from 14 exons. Lineage: Eukaryota; Metazoa; Chordata; Mammalia; Eulipotyphla; Soricidae. Gene Ontology annotation, cellular component: extracellular region; cell surface. The coding region runs from base 86 to 2104 and encodes 672 amino acids.